Molecule: messenger RNA, 3038 nt
Organism: Diceros bicornis minor
Lineage: Eukaryota; Metazoa; Chordata; Mammalia; Perissodactyla; Rhinocerotidae
Gene: C6H10orf105
Product: chromosome 6 C10orf105 homolog
Exons: 2
Coding region: 167-538 (123 amino acids)
Source: RefSeq, a predicted model, not a curated record
GGGAGACGGCCCAGUCUGCCUGGCCUGGCUGAGGGCUCAGGACACGGCAGAGCCCAGGGAGGAUUGGGGUCCUGGGUGGCACCUGGUGCUUCUUGGGCCUCCCUUGGACAGCUGAGAAGACCUCUCCUCCCAGCUCGGAACUACUGAGGGCUGGCUCCGAGGAGCCAUGAGCACAGAGGGGCCCAGCCCCCUCGCCUUCCUCACAGCUCCCGUCACUCCGGGGAGCCCCACGGAGGCUGCUGACCUCCUCCCCGUGCUCUUUGCCCUGACCUGCAUCUUCCUCCUGCUGACCACCUGUCUGCUGUUCAUGAUCCUCUGCAAGCCCACUGCAUUGGACCCAAGCCGCCGCCAGGCUCGUGAGUGCAUGCCCCACCACCCUGGGAGCCCCAGCGAGCCCCAGCUCCGGCUCUGGAAGCGCCUGGGCUCCUUGCGCUGCUCCCUGCACAGCUUCCGGCGUGGCCGGCCCACUCCUCGACAUCCCCUGCCGGACUGCGAUGACAACCACAAUUGUGACUGCACGGAAUCUACCAAGAUGUGAUGGGGUGUCCCUCCCAUCCAGGAUCCACCCUGGAUCCUCCUGCCUCAGACAGAGCCUGGCACCACAGACUGCAGGAGGACAGCAGCCCAAGCAACCUGGGCCACACGCCCACGCCCAGUGGUUCCCUGUGUAGCAGGCCCACGGCCUCUCCCAGAGGUGGCCCUGGAAGAAUACCUUCCUCUCUGCAGAACCUCUAGCUGUGGCUGCUGCAAGACUACUGGCCCAAUUACUGAGCACCUGCAGCUAUCCAGACCCUCAGCCCGAGUCUCCCGGCAGAAGCCCUGCCCACCUGCAGGUGCCAAAGCCCAGCUCGGAUUCCAGUGCUGGUUGCCGAAUGGCCAAAGCUUCCCUCCAGCCAAGCGAAAUAGCCCGCACUGGGCGCAAGGUACUGUCCUGUUCUCUGUGCCAACUCAGUGCCCAAGGCAAAAGGGAACCCAGGGACUUCUCUCCGUGGAUUUCCUUGGCCUGCCAGCGUUCGCCCAGUAAUCCAUGGAAGCAGCCAGCACCCUUGUGGUGGAUCUGAAGCCUGGGUGCCUGCUGGGAGGAGGGGCAAGCAGGGGGCCCUCAGCACUGCCUACCAAUCACAAUCCUGGCAGCCAUCUCGGCGGCCCCCCUUCAAUGCACCCACGUCAAGAUGGACCAUGAAGGGGCUGAGAAUGGGUUAAGAAGCUCCUUGCAGAGGCCAGGACUGGUGCUGUGUCAGAACGGCAGGAGGCACUGCCAGCAGCUGGAGGUGAUGCCACCUGGGCUCUGAGGACACAUCAUAGUAGCUCCUCAGGAGGGAGGGUCCUGAGCUCUCCAGGACAGCUGGGGGACCUCAGGUGUGCUAUCUGUGUUUUUGGCAAUUGCUUCGUUGACUGGGUACCUGUCAAAGCAAUCCCACCCUAGGAUGGGCUUCUCAGAAUCCCACACCCUCAACCUUUCCUCCCAAGGCCAGGGCCAAACACUUUGGUUGGGUCCCAAAUUUGGAGAGUGGGUAGAGGGCGACUGAGUGGCCUCGUUCCUGCCCCAGAGAGUCAGCUGGCCAGGGCCACCUUGUGCCCCACCCAGGGCUGCCCCAUCCCACCCCGCUGUGACCCAUAGUGCAGCUAGCCAAGUCUUAUCAAGUGUGAACUCCGGUUUUUCCACUCCCCAGCUCCAAAACCUUCACUGGCUUCCUACUGCUCGCUGGAGAAAGCCAGAACUCCUUAGUCUGGCCUUUGGCGCCCACUGGGCACUGGCUUCAAACUAUCUUUCUAGCCUCAUCUUGACCCAGGACUCCAGGCAAACUGAAUUACCUGUCCCGGCCUGGCUGUGGGUUAUGCUUCACACGGCAUGCCCUCUGUGAAGCCCUCUUUGCUAUCCAGCUGAAAGCCACCUCCUGCCUGGCACUGCCCCUCCUCAUCACACCCCUGGGAGGAAGGACAGGGAUCACUUCCUCUUGGCGGGGUGGGUCAUCCUUGUUUGUGUCUUCUUCUUCCUACAAGCCUGGGAGCUCGCAGAGAGCGAGACUGUGUCCAACCCCUCACUCUGCCUCACCAGCUCCGGGCACGGAAGUACGGGCCCUCUCUUUACUGCUUGCAGGGUGGCCCAGUCUGGGGUGUCCCCACCCCUCAAAGCUGAAGGAGUCCUGGGGGAGCCCUCGUCUUCCCUUGGACACCCCUACAGAGAAGCCUUCUCUCCAAGCAGGCCCUGACGGACAGGCCCACUGUGCCUGCCUUCCAGGCCAGUCUGAUGCCAGAGUGAGGCCAGCAGCUUCCUUCCAGUGCCUUGGAGAAGUCACCAGUGCCUGAAUUUCUCCUGAGAAACAGGGAGAAUGAGGGCUGCCCUAUAUUACUUACGCGUUCUAGGAUUUCAGGCUGAGUAUUGUGUAAAUAGAAACCAACUCUUCGGGUUAGAAAGUGGGGCAAGCCUCCUCCCACAGGGCUUUGUGACCCCUCCCAUCCAGCUUGUUAACCUCUUCCUGGUUCCCUCCUUCAGGUCUCCCUGAGUCAUCCCAGGAUGAACUCCACCUGCAGUUAGUCGUCAUGUCAGCCCCUGGCCAGUGGGCCUUCUCUUCCUGGAGACCAGGGGUGGGGGUGAGGCUGCCCUGGGGCCUGAAGGGGAAGGAAAGGCUGGGGGUGGGGAGGGUGCUCUCAAAGGUCUGGCCACACCCCUACAUCUGCCCCCAGGGUGGUCCUGGGGGACCUGCCUGGGAGCCAGCAGUGGCAGUGUGGGGGAAAGAGGUCCCACAGUUUUGGAGGGUGGGUGCUCUCCAAGCCCCCAGCAGCUGAGGCCCAGAGGGAGAGAACCUCCACCUACUUUCUUUGGAAACCAGCACCAGACUCUUACAAAUCCCCCUGGCUCCCUGGACUCUCAGGGCCUCUCCUGCCCCCUCUUGGCCCCAAUGCAGGGAGGUGGGCACACUCCCAGCCUCCCACACUUCUGCCCCUCCCAAGCCCGGGAGCCUGUCCCGGUGAACAGGCCCAGAUUUGCUGUGUUUGGCUCAGCCUCCACCCACGGGAAACCCCGCAGCUGGUGA